Messenger RNA from Fusarium venenatum, 1050 nucleotides. NCBI's taxonomy places the organism in Eukaryota, Fungi, Ascomycota, Sordariomycetes, Hypocreales, Nectriaceae. The record is from RefSeq and is a predicted model, not a curated record.
AUGCCCCGCCCAGCCGACACCUACACACACGAUCAGGGGCACCUCCAGAAUUGCCCUGAAUACGUGGCGUGGAGGGCGGCUGGAAAUGGUCAAGAGUUGGCCCCAACAAACCCAUACAACGCCACUGGUAGGAGAGCUUUCGCUGAGUCUUACGGCUUUGACAAUUCGAAUCUCCUCCAUCUGGGACCAAAUCCAGAAGUCCCUACCAUGCAACGGAUACGAUCAACGCUUGACAUGAGCAAGUACUUUGACGAGUUCUUUGAUGAUAGUCUUGAUCACAAGUGCGCAAGAGUCCGAUGCAGAAGUUGUGGCUUCGUCCGAGCGAAAAAUGCAACUCGUCAAGCAGAUCACUUGAUGCAAUGCAAGGAUUUUAUUGCGACAACUGAGGGGGAAGAACUUCUGGCAAGUGGAAGCCUGGUUCACAAUGCGCAGCAACAGCAACCUCCCGCGAUAUGGAAUGGUGCAAGACCACACCCUGAUCUCAUGGUCCGUCGUCUCUCGAAUCGUCCUCCGAGUGCAACGAUGUCAGUCGGACAUCAUCCACGGCCUUCGCCAUCUCGUACAUCUCAACGUUUAGAACCGCCUUCGUUGGCCCAACACUUGCUUGGCCAAUCUGAGAAUGUAUUGACCAAUGCUGUUCAACAUAGCUUCUUGGCACAUGCAGGCUCUGGAUCGCUGAGUGAGAAUGCCUUCAAUCAAUGGCUGGCCCAGAUUGGAUACAUCUCGCGAUCACUUGUUCCUUUCACUGGAGCGCUAAUAGGCAAGAUCCGUAUACCAGAAACUGCAAACCUGGAACACGACUCAACAUUUCGGUGUUUAGAUUUGCUUUGCUCUGCCGUAAGCAAUAUGAAGAAAGAGCUGGAAUUCCUUGAAGCUACUAAGCACGAGUAUGGACUUGAAGUGGGCUUGGAUGAACCGAGACCGGCUACCAAAAGCUUCAUCGAUCUGUUCAACAGCGCAUCAUGUGCGUCUGCCACGUUACUUGAGGGCAUGGUAUUGCUAUGGGCUGUCGAGAUUCUUGCCGUCGAGCGCAUCUCCAAGCGCAUAUAG